AUCAUUAUUCAUUACAAAGGUAUACACAAGGGCAAUACUAAAACGAUGUCGUAUGAGAAGUGCCCAAAAACACUUGUUCACUUCACAGAACCACAAUAGCGUCACUGACCCGCCGCACCCUCCGUGGUUGUUGAAGCUGUAAGGUGGUGUGCAUUUUCCGCCGCCAUGAAGCUCGUCAGGUUUCUGAUGAAAUUGAACAACGAAACCGUAUCAAUCGAGCUCAAAAAUGGUACAAUUGUUCAUGGCACCAUUACAGGUGUUGAUAUUAGUAUGAACACACAUUUGAAAACAGUUAAACUAACACUGAAGGGGAAAAACCCAGUGACUCUGGAUCAUCUCAGUGUGAGGGGUAACAACAUUCGUUAUUAUAUCCUUCCUGACAGCUUGAAUCUUGAGACUUUGCUGGUUGAAGAGGCACCUAGGGUCAAGCCUAAGAAGCCAACUGCUGGGAAGCCUUUGGGACGUGGGCGUGGUCGUGGGCGUGGACGUGGUCGUGGCCGCGGUCGUUGAAUUGCAUAUUCAGAAUUUUUGUGCCAUAUGGUUAUAUUGUAGGAAGAAUUUAUGAGUGGUCUUGUGGACAUCAAGAGAGUGUUCUUGCUGAUUAGUUAUGUUGGCUUUGCCUACAUUGCUAUUAUUUUUGAACAAGUUCUUCUGUAUAAUUCCUGUGAGUUCUUCAACUGAGUAAUACUUUCUGUGAGUUCUUUAACUGAGUAAUAUACUUUGUUGACUUCUAAAAGAUACCUAAUGCAAUUCAAGUCUCAACUAAGGUCUGCAUAUA
This is a messenger RNA of Trifolium pratense (red clover), 778 nucleotides long. Its product is annotated as small nuclear ribonucleoprotein SmD1a. Lineage: Eukaryota; Viridiplantae; Streptophyta; Magnoliopsida; Fabales; Fabaceae. Gene Ontology annotation, biological process: spliceosomal snRNP assembly; RNA processing. Gene Ontology annotation, cellular component: U4 snRNP; SMN-Sm protein complex; U12-type spliceosomal complex. The transcript has 4 exons. The record is from RefSeq and is a predicted model, not a curated record. The coding region runs from base 166 to 510 and encodes 114 amino acids. Gene Ontology annotation, molecular function: RNA binding.